This is a messenger RNA of Poecilia latipinna (sailfin molly), 2641 nucleotides long. RefSeq names its product thioredoxin reductase 2, mitochondrial-like. Gene Ontology annotation, biological process: cellular response to oxidative stress; glutathione metabolic process; cell redox homeostasis. Gene Ontology annotation, cellular component: cytosol; mitochondrion. The record is from RefSeq and is a predicted model, not a curated record. Lineage: Eukaryota; Metazoa; Chordata; Actinopteri; Cyprinodontiformes; Poeciliidae. The transcript has 6 exons. The annotation marks the transcript as partial. Gene Ontology annotation, molecular function: flavin adenine dinucleotide binding; glutathione-disulfide reductase (NADPH) activity.
GAAGGGCUCCCGAAACCAAAACCCUUGGACUCGACAAGCUGGGCGUGCAGCUCAACCAAGAGACGGGGAAAAUAGUCGUGGGCCCAGACGAAUCCACCUCGGUGCCAAACGUCUAUGCUUUCGGAGACAUCGGCGAGGGUCGUCCAGAGCUGACACCUACUGCCAUCAAGGCAGGAAAGCUCCUUGCCCACAGGCUCGCCGGCCAGAGCACCGACCUUAUGAACUACGACAACGUGGCCACCACCGUGUUCACCCCUCUGGAGUACGGCUGCGUCGGCCUGUCAGAGGAGGAGGCCGAGAGGAGACGUGGGAAAGACGGGAUAGAGGUUUUCCACGCCUUCUACAAGCCACUAGAAUUCACCGUCGCAGAGCGCGAUGCCAGCCAGUGUUACAUAAAGGUUAUAUGUGAGAGGGGAGGCGACCAGAAGAUUCUGGGUCUGCAUUUCACUGGUCCAAAUGCUGGAGAGGUCAUUCAGGGAUUCUCUAUGAGUUUGCAGUGUGGAGCCACAUAUCCUCACCUGCUGCAGACCGUAGGAAUCCACCCCACCUGCGCUGAGGAGGUGGUCAAGAUCCACAUCACAAAGCGCUCUGGUUUGGACCCAACGGUCACCGGCUGCUGAGGUUAGGCCCCUCGGUUUCUGAACGCAGCGAGCACACGGGGCCCCUGUAGUGGGAAAUUGAAGGGGGCUCUUCUAGGGGUUUUCCCAGUUUCACUUUACCUCACCGGGACUGGUCACUGCAGCUCCUCCACGGGAAGGUCUGGUCACAAACCAGGUCUGUUAUUGACCCCUACACACAGAUUUGUGCCUUGAAAGAACAUAAGGUAAUGAGAAAGAGAGCGAGGGCGAGAGGGCCCUCGUGUGGAAUGAGCUGCUUUUAAAUAGCCCGGCUCAUCAAUCAGGAUGGAAACGCACAUUUAGGAUUUUCGCUGAGAAUUCACAAGAAGCGGAUCUGAAUUUUCUUCUGAAUAUACAUUCUGCAAAUAUUGUUGUUUCUCCGGCUGUACUUCCUGUCCAUUAGUCUUCGAGGUGACACAUACCAUACGGCGCCCCCAACCCCCAAAACGUGACACUGAUGGAUGGCCCCAGGGCCGUCGCCGCAGCGACACCGCUCCAUUUCCCAUGGACACAAAUAGUCAGCAGGGCUGCCGUCAGUCAGCCUGCAGAGGCCUGGACCGAGGAGUUUACCCGUCUCCAUCCACAGGCGUGGACAAAUAUACUAAUAUGUUCUGUCAAAAAGCCACACGAAUGCAAAAUCCAAGACUUAACACAGCUCCAGUUCAUUUUACCUCAGCUGCUCUACCCAAACUCACCCAAAGGCGGCGCUGUUGCCCUCCUGUUUCCUGCAGUGCAUGCUGAGCAGACAGUGGAAGACGGGAUGAAGCAGUCACUGUAUAAAACAUGAACCCGAACGCAUUCAGGUUGCACAUUUAAUCCCUUUAAUCCCCAUUAGAGAUGCGUGCCUCCAGAAGUCUGACUUUAUUGGUGCCAAGCUGAUAAGGGUUAUCGGCUGUAUAUUUACACGGAUGGCAGGUUGGCCCUCGAGAGUCAUCACCCCUGAAGAUAAGGCGACUUGUUUAUAUCAAUAAAGCAUUAACGGAGCCCCGCGUCCACCAGAGACCGUUCAACCUGCCGCCUGCGUCCGACAUCUUGGCCUCUUUAAAGUCGACGGGGCAGAAAUCGAAGAACCGGCGAGUACGUCAAAGUUUGUUUUUAUUUGAAGUUUAAUCUGCCCCGUCUGAUUAAUGAUUCCGAUGAAGGGAGUGACAGACCGUCAGGAGAUGGUGGGGGUGGGGAGAGAGAAAAAAAUAGAGCAGGAAAGCUACCAGGUUUGUUUGAGAGAGAGAGAGAGAGAGAGAGCCGAGUACCAGCCCCGGUUGGGGAGGGAAAGAGGGGGGAUUCCUGUGUGCUCUGUUCAGGGCCGAGGUGCUGACUGAAGGACCCUGACCUCCGCUCAGCAGGAACAGCUUGACUCUAUCACUUGGAGCACAGAGGGCUCAUGUGGUGUAGCAGAGCACAGCAGGGGCCUGGGUGGAGGGGAGGAGAUGAACUGGGGGGCCGGGGGGGGGCAGCAUGGGCCAGGGAGCAGACCAAACCAACCAACACAAUACUGAGCUGUGCCCUGGGUUACUCAGACUAUGUUCCUGUGCUUAACGAGCCACUUCAGGGGGCCGCCAAGGUGGGCCCGAGGCAGCGCAAAGGAAGUCAUUGAGACUGUCAGCCAAACUGUAAUAUCUGUUUGUUUUUUACCCUUCACCUCCCCUUUUACCGGGUCCCGUCUUCUCUCCUAUUUACCGCUCUAUCCAGCCGUUAACGCGCACAAAAAGAUUUAUUUCUUGUAACUUUUACUGAGAUGUGUCACUGUUUGGUAUUAAUAUUGAGGUCAAAUACUUGCCCUCAGAGCUUCAGCUGUGCGAGUGGGGGUCAGGGCUCAACUUUCAGGUCGGCCAGCUAAUGAUGACCUGCACUCAAAACCAGAACCUGGGGAGUGCAGGCCUGAUGUCACCUGGCCACAAACCAGCUGUAAAUAAACCGAGAAAUUAAAUUUUACAAUAAAGCUUUGAAAUCUGUUAUUUAUAUGUAAAAUGAUAACGCACUCGGAUAAUCGUGUCGAUAAUAAAGAAAGUGGUUCAAAGUCUGAA